CGCUCCCAUUUACUCCGCGCUCCAGCGCCGACCCUCAUCAGUCGCCCUUCGCUACCGUCUUGUGUUAAUAUUCACCUCCUCGGCACUGCCAUCCUUAUACUCUGCUUCUGCGCGACUGACCCGGUUUUUUCCCCAGAAUUAAAGGGGUGUAAUAUGCAAUUUCGCUUCGUUUCAAAAAUAAGUCAAAGGGAUAGUUAAAAAAAAUAAUACGCGCAAUUUCUGAGGCGUUAUAGUGCGCCACAUUAUUGAGUCGCGGUUGUUAAGGCGAGGGAGUGUUGGAGGAAAGAGGGUUAGGGCUCCUAUUGACAUGGCCGUCACGGCGAACGGGAAGGCUGCCUCGGAGCCUAACCUGGGUGGCAGCGAGGGGUCACACCCCGGGACGCAGCAGCAGCAGCAGCGUGGGAAGCAGCAGAAGCAGCAGCAGCGGCAGCGGCCACCGAAGAAGACGCACGCAGUGGAAAAUGGCCACGCCAACGGAGUCGCUUUUACGGAAGAUGAGGACAGCGACCCCUACGCCUCGAUGUACAAGCGGCCCUUCCGAGAGACGUUUGAAGAGACGCCCAUGCUGGUGGCCGUGCUCACGUACAUGGGCUACGGUGUCCUCACACUCUUCGGCUACCUGCGAGACUUUUUCCGAGCCUGGGGCAUUGAGAGCUGCCAAAAUGCCACCGAACGCGAGGAGCAGAAGGACUUUGUCCCGCUCUAUCAAGACUUUGAAAAUUUCUACACGCGAAACCUUUACAUGAGGAUCCGAGACAACUGGAACCGGCCCAUAUGCAGCGUCCCUGGUUCCAGGUUUAAGGUGAUGGAGCGCGUUACCGAUGACUACAACUGGAACUUCAGGUUCACUGGGCGGGUCAAGGACGUGAUCAACAUGGGUUCAUACAACUACCUGGGCUUCGCCGAAAACGUGGGGCCCUGCACGGAGGCGGCGGCGCAAGUGGCGCAGAAGUACGGCGUGGGCGUGUGCAGCACGCGGCAGGAAAUGGGGAACCUGGACAAGCAUGAGGAGCUGGAGAAGCUGGUGGCGCGUUUCCUGGGUGUGGAGGCCGCCAUGGCCUUCGGCAUGGGCUUUGCCACCAACUCCAUGAACAUCCCGGCCCUCGUCGGCAAGGGCUGUCUCAUCCUGAGCGACGAGUUGAACCACGCUUCCCUCGUCCUGGGAGCUCGCCUCUCCACCGCCACCAUCCGCGUCUUCAAGCACAACGACAUGGUGAACUUAGAGAAGCUGUUGAGGGACGCAAUCGUGAACGGGCAACCACGCACACACCGGCCCUGGAAGAAGAUUCUCAUCCUGGUGGAGGGCAUCUACAGCAUGGAGGGGUCAAUUGUGCGCCUGCCGGAGGUGGUGGCGCUGAAGAAACGCUACAAGGCCUACCUAUACUUGGACGAGGCGCACAGCAUCGGCGCCGUGGGGCCCACGGGUCGUGGCGUCGUGGAGUAUUUUGGCUUGCACCCCCAGGAUGUGGACGUCUUGAUGGGCACCUUCACAAAGAGCUUUGGCGCCUGCGGAGGAUACAUCGGCGGUCGUAAGGAUCUGGUGGACUACCUGCGCAUGAACUCGCACAGCGCCGUCUACGCCACGUCCAUGUCGCCGCCCAUCAUCGAGCAGAUCCUGCAGUCCAUGAAGUGCAUCAUGGGAGAGGACGGCACUACUCUUGGCGCCCAACGCAUCCGACAGCUUGCGGAGAACACGCGCUACUUUCGCCGGCGCAUACGCGAGAUGGGCUUCAUCACCUAUGGCAACGAGGACUCGCCCGUCGUUCCCGUCAUGCUGUACAUGCCCGCCAAAAUUGGAGCUUUCGGCCGUGAGAUGAUGAAGAGGAACAUUGGUGUGGUGGUUGUGGGAUUCCCCGCGACACCCAUCAUCGAGUCACGUGCUCGCUUCUGUAUAUCUGCUGCACACACGCGGGAAAUGCUUGACGAGACACUGGCUGCCGUCGACGAGAUCGGCGACAUCCUGCAGCUGAAAUACUCACGCCGCCGCCAGGGCUCGCGAACAGAUUCGGGUUACGGCGAAACGUACAUGGACCAGGAUGACUGAGGACUGGCUUCACUGCAUGUCGUCUUCCUCCCCUUGAUCCCCUGCCAAUGUCGCGCUGUCCAGCUCCUCUUUAACCCAUUUCCCCUGAAUGACAUCCAACAUCAAACCCACACGCUCAGCUCUGGCUGAUUCUCUUAAAGCAGCCACCCCAGCCACAGACCACCAGCUCACAGUGAGGAAUUUCUUUUUAUACGAAUAAGGAAUGCAUUUUAAAAAGAAGUUGUUAUUUUUUUCAUACACUCCAUUGCAAAACAAGGCAUGGAACAGUGGCUCAUACUCUUGGUAAAUAUUAUCAGGGCUAUGUAUUGACAUGGAAAUUUUGUUUUAUUUUGCACUGCAUAGUAUAGUUUACAAUGAAUUUUAUAAAAGGUUGCCAGGAGGAAUGGUUGCACAGUUUGCUUUAAAGAUGUAUCAUUGUUUGGCUGUUUGGCAGCAUGAAAGGGUUCACAUUGAAGUCACAGCAUAUGCUACUGUAUUUCGUUGCUAGAUAUUUGCUACCACGGGAUAGUACUCCCAGCCAGUACUGGGUUUGUAUUCCACCUAAGGGCACAAAUGCUGCAUUUGAUUUGGCUUGGUCACGCUUGCUUGCUCUCCAGCUUCACAUCUAUUUGCAUGCCAAGUAGUCUUGGGUCAUUUGUGACAACGGUGCAGUAUGCAAUUUUAAGACUCAAUUUUCACACCAUUCUAAUCUGAUUGCAGACCAUUGGGCAUGACAAAAACGUGUAAUGCUGCGAGUAGUAGCAUAUCUGAGACCAAGAGCAUUCGUUGAUAAAUGUGUACGCAGGUACCAUCAGGGCAUUCCGAUCAUAUCAGGCAGAGAGGCUUCUCAAUUUUUUGUUUUGUUCCUUUGCCUGGAAACUACUGUCUUCAGAUGCGUGUGAAAUAAAAGUGUCAUUGUGUUGUGGACGGCAUUGGUUUUACAUAACUAUACAUUCCCCUUAUUUUACAUAAAGCUUCAUUGAGCCUAUCACCAGAUGUUGAACAAACUGGCAUCUCGGGAAAACAGAACGUUUAUGGGCGGGAACUGUACUGUGUAUGCGUGGUGUCCUCAGUCCAUUCCCGUUCUACAACUGACCAUUAGAAUGGACGCAUUCAACUAAAUCAUAAGGUGCGUAGGGUGUAAUAACUAACGCUGAUCAUUGCAUGAUUUCUGCCUACCAUAGGGUUUGCGAUAGCCCCUCGGUGUAUGGACUGUUGAGUUGUAGUGUAAACUAUAUGAUGUAAAUUUGAAGUUUAUAACCUCCACUCUCACCCCGGUUUUAAUGUAUGAAUUACUUGUGUUUCUGGGAGCUGCUGAUUUUGGGGGAAUUGCUGGUAUUUUAAAGAGCCCUAUGGCCCGGAGGAAUGGAUGGAGUGGUUCCUCAUGGCAUUGAGAAGCGCAGCAAUGCUUCAUUAUACUUAAAAUGUCAAAUCGGUGUGAGGGUAGGAUAUGGGUGUAACUUCUUGCUCGUCUUCCCUCCCAACCCCUCUGAUGGUACCUUCAUGAUAUUUUAAGUCAAGAGCUGGCCAAACUGCCAGUCUGGUUGAUUGGGCAGGCCACCUUUUUUUCCCCCACAGUAAAAAAAAUAUUUUAUUCCAUUUACGAAAUGUAUCGACAUGCCGCACGUGUCGAUGCCUCGCCUUGGAAAGAUUAACGUUAUCCCCGGUCCCAAAGUGCCCGCCAUUGCCCCCUUUCUCUCGUUUACACAACAACGCUGCGCUUCAAAGUGAUAAACGGGAAACGGGUUGUCACAUACCCCGGGUACAAAGUCUCGGUGAUACCGAAGUGCUGUGAAGUUUUUGUUAAGGGAGUGUCAAAGAAAAAAGAGACGGCAAAUGAGAUGUCCUUACAUAAUGGAGCACCGGUUUUGUUUAUUUAUUGCAAUUUCUUUCCUGAUGCUGAAAGUUUCUAAUCAUCUCAAAUGUACAUACAUUUUCUAAAAUAAAAUUUUCUCUUGUAAAGUUG
Molecule: messenger RNA, 3989 nt
Organism: Petromyzon marinus (sea lamprey)
Lineage: Eukaryota; Metazoa; Chordata; Hyperoartia; Petromyzontiformes; Petromyzontidae
Product: serine palmitoyltransferase 2
Biological process (GO): ceramide biosynthetic process; sphingosine biosynthetic process
Cellular component (GO): serine palmitoyltransferase complex
Molecular function (GO): pyridoxal phosphate binding; serine C-palmitoyltransferase activity
Source: RefSeq, a predicted model, not a curated record